UCCUCCUGCAUGCUUCCCCACAACACACACGUCAAAAAGGCCAUGACUAAUAGUCUAAUACAUGAACUUGCGUCAUCUCAUCUGCUGUGUUGGAUAAUACUUCCUACUUUCCACCUACGCUACGAAUUUGUUUCUGCCCCGUUCCAAUCCAAACCAUGGAAUUCAAUCCUCAAGAAAAGCAAUGGCACCUCUUUAAGUUCAAGGUCCAGUUCUUCUCCGUCGUUCCAUUUCUGUGCAUUCACCUUUCUUCUUCAGCUGUUUUAGCUCCCAUUCUCCAGGAUCCUUCCACUCGGCUUCAGUUUCUGUCACUUUACUUGAGAACCCCUUACCAGCAGCCCACAAAACUACUCGUUGACCUCACUGCCCCUUUCAGCUGGGUGGAAUGCACCUGCAGCAACCGCUCUUCCUGCACGUACCGCUACCACCCGCUUCCCUGCGCUUCUCCUCUUUGCAACUGGCUCAAUUCACCCGCUUGUUCAAACUGCUCUUCUGAACCCACCGAUCCCAUUUGCUCCGACGGCUUGUGCCAUCUCUUCUUCGCAAGACCAAGGAACCGGAAAAGAGUGAGGGUGCAGGCACUAGCUGACUCCCUGGCACUACCCGUCACCAACGGUCGCAACCCGGGUCAGCUCGAGGUCGUCCCCGAAUUUGUAUUCUCAUGUUCUGAGAGGUCAUUACUCAAAGGCCAUGUCCCCAGAGGUGUCACCGGCUUGGCAGCCCUUGGCCAGUCCAAAUUGUCGCUGCCGGCCCAAGUUAGCAAUUCUCUAUCUUCCCCAAAUGUUUUUGCUCUGUGCCCGUCGGAUUCACCGUCGGCUCCGGGAGUGGCUUUUUUCGGUACUAGAGGGCCAUAUUUCUUUCUGCCCGAGAUUGACCUCUCAAAACAUCUGAAUUACACUCCACUCCUUAUCUCAACCGACGAAGACGAAGCAUACCUCAUCGGCUUGACUUCCAUAAGAGUCAACGGCAGAGUCGCCGUGAAACUAAACCGGAGCGUCCUGACCGUCGAUGAGAAUGGUUUUGGUGGGACCACGCUCAGCCUGUCAACUCCAUACACCGUAUUAGAGUCUUCAAUCUACGCGAGUUUAGUUGAGGCGUUCGUGAACGAAUCUGCAGCUGCCGCCUUCAAGCUCACCGCAACGCAGCCCGUGAGUCCAUUUAGCGUGUGUUAUGAUGCGGGGGAUGUUCUGGUAACGAGCGCUGGACCGGCAGUACCGACCAUUGAUCUGGUGAUGCAGUCUAAUGACGUAGUUUGGAGAAUAUUGGGAUCAAAUUCGAUGGUUAGGAUGGCGAGGGAGGGAGUAGAUGUGUGGUGCUUGGCUUUAUUGGACGGUGGGGCCAAGCCUCCGGCGACGAUUGUCAUCGGGGGGCAUCAGACGGUGGACAAUCUACUACAGUUUGACCUGGAUUCUCAGCAGCUAGGAUUUAGCUCUUCGGUGUUGGUACACGAUACCAUGUGCGCCAACUUCAACUUCACGGUUAACACUUAACAGCAGCAUAUCCCUUAACUUAUUAGAAAUACAAGAAUGAAUAAUAUAUGCUACUCCAGUCCACUAUUAAGUCUUAUCGUUGAAUCGGUAAAAGAUUUGGAUUACGUAAUUAGAAAAGUUGGAAGCCUUUAAUGUACGACUGCCGCUUUAAUUUCAUCGAUGAGGUUUACU
Molecule: messenger RNA, 1658 nt
Organism: Coffea eugenioides
Lineage: Eukaryota; Viridiplantae; Streptophyta; Magnoliopsida; Gentianales; Rubiaceae
Product: basic 7S globulin-like
Exons: 1
Coding region: 156-1487 (443 amino acids)
Biological process (GO): proteolysis
Molecular function (GO): aspartic-type endopeptidase activity
Source: RefSeq, a predicted model, not a curated record